AACGGAUUGACAACUCGUAAUAACGGAUUGGAUAACUCGUAAUAACGGAUUGGAUAACUCGUAAUAACGGAUUGGAUAACUCGUAAUAACGGAUUGGAUAACUCGUAAUAACGGAUUGGACAACUCGUUAUUACUAAUUACUAAUUACGAGUUGAAAAGCCAUCUACAUGUUUUUUUAUAUCAUAAUUAUUGAUUAACACAAGUCGAUAUUAUGAAUUAGAACAAGCCAGUGCAGCCUAGCUGUGGCAGUUAAAUACUUUAAUCGUGUGAGAGAGUGACUUAUUUAGUAAUUUCGUUACCUACGUCUCAGUCAUUGUAAAUGUUCAUUUGGAAAUUGGAACUAUUUAUUAAAAGGUACCCAUGAUACAUACCUAUUGAAUUAAAACACAUUUUUUACCAUGGAUUUAAACAAAACUAUAAAGAAAUAUUUUGAUAUGGGACUCAAUUAUUCAGAAAUCAUAGAAUUUUUACAUAAAAAUGACAAUAUUUCUAUGAGCUUACGCACCUUGAAGAGAAUAUUAAAAAGCUUAUCACUUGCUCGGCGAAAAAAUGUUUCAUCUAUUGCCACUGUUGCUGAUUUUUUGGCAUCACAAGUCCAAGGUUCAUCUCAACUCCAUGGCUACAAAUGGAUGCAUUUAAAGUGCAUUCAGAAUGGUUUUACUGUUAAGCAAGAAACGGUUAGAUAUUUAUUGAAUGACUUAGAUCCUGAAGGUGUAGCUAUUCGAAAAAGAAAAAGAUUAAGAAGGCGGCAAUAUCAUAAUAAAGGUCCGAAUUACCUAUGGCACACUGAUUGUUAUGACAAAUUAAAACCCUAUGGAAUUCCUAUUAGUGGAUGCAUUGAUGGAUUUUCUCGUUAUAUUUUAUGGCUAGAGGCGGCACCAACUUGUAAUGACCCUAGAGUUAUUGGUGGAUUUUUUUUGAAUGCUGUUAGUACUCUUAAAGGUUGUCCUACUUCAUUGAGAACUGAUGCGGGAACGGAAAACCGACAUAUUGAACAAAUACAGACAUUUUUCCAUAGGAAUAAUCAUUCAAAUAAUCGACCAUUUUUAUAUGGAACUAGCCCAGCUAACCAAAAAAUUGAAGCUUGGUGGGGUCACCUUCGAAAACACUGCAGUCAAUUUUGGAUGAAUACAUUUCAGUUACUUAAAGAUGAUGGAUAUUUCAGCGGAUCAUUUGUUGAUAAAAAUCUCAUUAGAUUUUGUUUUAUUGAUUUAAUUCGAAGUGAACUGAAUAACAUAAAGGAAGAAUGGAACAGUCAUAAAAUUCGAAGCACCAAGAAUGCAAUUGCACCAUCUGGUCGUCCAACUAGCAUGUUUAAUUUACCUCAUUUGUGGAACUCUGAAUCAUAUCUGUUUGAUGUACAGGACGAAGACAUAUCAGUGUGUAAAGACGAAUGCGUAUUUGUUUCUCAAUUAAUAUGUGAUGAAACCAUUUUUGAGUUAUGUCAUAUUUUAAUUGAAGAAAAUAAUUUAGUUGUAACAAAUGCUCAUGAUGCCUAUGAUGCUGUAAAUUUAUAUAUUGAGUUAAAAAUAUUAUUUGAUAAACUGCUUGAAAAUACAAACUAA
Metopolophium dirhodum (rose-grain aphid) is the source of this 1565-nucleotide messenger RNA. RefSeq lists its product as uncharacterized. The record is from RefSeq and is a predicted model, not a curated record. Lineage: Eukaryota; Metazoa; Arthropoda; Insecta; Hemiptera; Aphididae. Gene Ontology annotation, molecular function: nucleic acid binding. The transcript is spliced from 4 exons. Bases 399 to 1565 code for a protein of 388 amino acids.